GCCUGAGCGUUCUGUUUUUUUAUUGCAGUUUAUGCUAAGUAAAAUGGCGGUGAUAUUCUCCGAAUAAUCCAUAAUAUAAUAUCAUUUUUCCGGAUAAUUGAUCGACAUUUCAAAAAAAAAUUACAAACAAAACGUCGAUCAGGCGACGGUAUACAACGUUUUAGUAUAAAUUUUGUUGGUGAAGUGAUUUGUUCGACGCACGAAAAACUGAACGGGAUCGCUUUCGGAUGAGCAGCCAAAAUUAAUUUUGCAAAUUAUAGAAUUAGUCGGCAACGUUUUGGAUAUUCAACCAAAUUCAACAUCUGCGAACAAGUCGCUGAAUCUGUUUUCAUCGUAAAGAUGCUCACAACAAGGCAUUGCUAAUGAACAUAGGCGCUACAUGUGACUAUCCGUUUUUAAUUUUCUUAGACCAAAUUACCUGUGUGGAAAUCAUUGAAAAAUUGCUAAGAAAAUUUAACCCACAAACGAAGAACCAACGACAACACCGACCAACGGAACUAUUUUUUAAACAAAUAUGACUACGGACACACGUAGACGAGUGAAGCUAUAUGCAUUGAAUGCAGACCGGCAAUGGGACGAUCGUGGUACUGGUCAUGUAUCAUCGAAUUACGUUGAACGACUCAAAGGUAUAUCAUUGCUGGUGCGGGCUGAGGCUGACGGAUCGCUACUACUGGAAAGUAAAAUUCAACCGGACACAGCCUAUCAAAAGCAGCAAGACACACUGAUUGUCUGGUCGGAAGGUGACAAUUUUGAUUUGGCAUUGAGUUUCCAGGAGAAGGCUGGUUGUGAUGAGAUCUGGGAGAAAAUUUGUCAUGUUCAAGGCAAAGAUCCGUCGGUGGAUAUAACGCAAGACAUCGUUGAAGAGUCGGAAGAUGAACGUUUCGAAGAAAUGUCCGAUUCGGCGCCGCCCAUUGAGUUGCCGCCUUGCGAACUGUCCCGAUUGGAAGAUAUAUCGGAGGCAAUAGCAAGCGGUUUGACUACACCACUGCGAAAGGAGAAACUUGCAAUGGCACUGGAAUCGGACAACUAUAUCAAAAAGCUGCUGGGCCUGUUUCAUGUGUGCGAAGACCUGGAGAACAACGAGGGACUGCAUAAUUUGUACGAAAUAUUCAAAAAUAUUUUCCUUCUCAACAAGAAUGCCCUGUUCGAAAUAAUGUUCGCUGAAGAUACGAUAUUCGAUGUGGUCGGUUGUUUGGAAUACGAGACGUGCGUGGAUCCACCGAAGAAGCAUCGGCAGUACCUUAAACAAUUGGUUAAGUUUCGCGAAGCCAUCCCAAUCAAAAACCAAGAUCUACUCGCUAAAAUCCAUCAAACAUACCGUGUGCAAUACAUUCAAGACAUCAUUCUGCCGACACCGUCUGUGUUCGCCGAAGACAUUCUACCCAACACAUUGUCGAGCUUCAUUUUCUUCAACAAGGUUGAAAUCGUCACGCUGAUACAGGAGGACGAACAGUUUCUCGUCGACCUGUUCGCGUUGCUGACCGACCCGAAUACGGAGGAGGACAAGCGACGUGACAUCGUGCUGUUCCUGAAGGAAUUCUGCAACUAUGCACAGAAUCUGCAGCCGCAAGGAAAGGAUGCAUUUUAUCGAACAUUGACGUAUCUGGGAGUGUUGCCUGCAUUGGAAAUCACAUUGGUCAUGAAGGAUCAAAAGACGAAAUCGGCUUCAAUUGAUAUUCUCACUGCAAUCGUUGAAUAUUCACCAUGUAUAAUUCGAAAUUAUACGUUGCAACAGGUGCACAAGACAAUUGAGGAUCAAAUGUUGAUAAACAUAGCUAUUGAACAAAUGUUGGCCGAUUCAGAACCGGAACUCGGAUGUGCUUUUCAGAUUAUGGGCGUCAUACGAAUUUUACUUGAUCCAGAGAAUAUGAUAACCGGCAAAACGGACUUCCUGAACUUCUUUUAUAAACAUAGCAUCCAAACGCUAAUAGCUCCACUUCUGAUAAACACAAUAAAUGAUAAACCGCAAAAAGAAGACUAUCAAACUGUUCAAUUACUAGGCCUGGUAUUAGAACUGUUAUCGUUUUGUGUAGAGUAUCAUACGUACCAUAUUAAGAACUGCAUUCUGCAGAAGGACCUUCUAAAACGAAUACUUGUUUUGAUGAAAAGUACUCACACGUUCCUUGUGCUGGGCGCGCUUAGACUAUUGAGAAAAAUUAUUGCACUGAAAGAUGAAUUUUAUAAUAGACAUAUAGUCAAAGGUAAUUUAUUUGCACCGGUUGUUGAAGCAUUAAUUAGAAAUAAUGGCAGAUAUAAUCUACUCGACUCUGCUAUAUUAGACCUUUUUGAGUUCAUUAAAAGUGAAGAUAUCAAAAGCCUUUGCACAUACGUUGUCGAAAAUUUUACCAAAAUUUUCGACCAAAUCGAAUACGUUCAAACUUUCAAGCAUUUGAAAGCCAGAUACGAACAACAUCAAGAAAUGUUGAAAGAACGCGACAAGAUUUUAGAUAGUUCCGAUUCAUUCCGAUCCAGCAUACCGAUGAUCCGGAACAUCAGAUAUCGACGAGAUCAGCGGCAAUUGGAAGAGGAGGAGGAAAUGUGGUUUAACGAAGAAGAUGAUUUUAGUGACGUACCGGCAGCUAAGCCAGAAAUUGAAUCAUAUAGUAUGAUGAAAAUUGAAAAGAACGGUCCAUCGAAGCCUAACAGUUCGUCACCGCCAACGUCAACUAAUUCACAUUCGACUACAAUCACUGUUUCCAGUGCACCUGUUGUUAAUCCAGCCGAUUCUCCGCCACGUCAACCGGAUGCAUCCGCGCCGGACCAAAAGUCCGCACAACCAGCUACCGCUACGAACGUUACUGGCCUCAAUAGCACCAAUCCAAUUGACAAACCCACAUUGAAAACAGAAGACACGGAAGAUGUGACAACCCGUAUAAUUGACACACCUGAGAUGACAACUGGUUCGUUGCAAAAGUACCUUGCGGAUUACGAGGGUGAUUCAGAUGAGGAAGAGGAGGACGAUUCAAUAAGUGCACCCUCAUCAAAAAAAUCUCGCAUCGUAUAGCAGCUAAAUUCAGAAAUAUAAAUCGUACCAGUGCGACAUCCGACAAAUACACACACAAACAUACAGAGGAGAACAAUGUCAACCUGAAAUUUUAUAUUGAAUUUAAAUUAGCAAAACAAAACAGAAAACAGAUGCAGAUAAAAAGCAAAGCAAAAAAAAAAAAUUGAUGAGAAAGGCAAACAGACAACAAAAUCCAAUAAAAAUUUAUUAUCUCUGACAUUGAAAAAUUAGAUUCGUAAACAACAACAACAAAAACUUUUUGUCUUUGCACCGCGUUAUUUGAUUUUUUGUUUUUAAAUAUUUGGACUAAUUUUGGACAAUGAAAAAAUGGAAAAAACAUUUCAGAAUCCAAAAUGUGCGGGAAAGUAAAUUUCAUUCUUUUUCUCUCCCAAGUAUAAAUCACAGAAAGGAGGAAAGUUGAAAGGAAUAACGGAAUCGGCUAAUCGAUGUAUGCGAGAUUUAAAAGAAGAAAACUAACUAAAAGCUGAUUGUGAAGGUAAAAUGUAAAAGAAAACGUGAAAAGCGACAGAUAAAGAGGAAAAAGUAUAAAUUGGCUUUCUUUAAAAUUAAUUAAGGAACAACUGUAUACAUCCAGAGAAUGUGAUACAUAUACAUAGCGAUUAUAUUCACAACCAUUUUCUACUAUGAUUUAUUAUUUAAAAUUACAAAACAUUUUUCGAUUUUUUUUAUUUUUAUUUUAAAUUAUUUCAAUUAUCAUUUUUUUCAUACAAAAUGCUCAACAUCUCCGGUUUCAUAUAAAUAUUGAUAACAACAAAGAAAACAAAAUUUAACUUAAAGAAGAAAAGAAAUUAAUUUCUAGACACCUCAACCAAGCAAGAACACCUGUAAUUAUUAUAUCGCUGAAUUAUAGGACAUUUUAUGCAAAAAAGUGUGCAGUAAAAUUGUGUUCUUUCUUAUUGUUUCGAUGACAAAACUGAAAUUUAAAACUAAUUAACAAAAAAAUUAAAUCUCUGCAUCAUAGUAACGAAAUGGUUUUUGGAAAUAGGUACAGUGUUAUGUAAUUUGUAAUUUUUAAAGAGAAUAACAAGUAAACAAGAUGAAGAUUGAGAAACACACACACACACACACGAAACCCUAUGUUAAUCUUUUUAAAUAAAAAUUAAGGUAAAAAAAAUUAAAUUAAAUGAAACAAAAAAAGAGAAGAACGACAUGGACUUUAACAAAAAAAAAAAAUAUUUCCGGGAGUUGUAAAAACUAAAAAAAAAAUAUUGAAGAAAAAAAAACGAAAUCACACUUUUGAUUUGUAUAAAUGUUGGAAAGUUUAAGCAGAAAUUCUUUUUACGAAUAGAAAAACAACCAACCAACCAAUCGACUUAGUUUAUUUAUGGUAGUUUCUUAAAGCAAAUUUUGUGUUCUUUUUUCGAAAUAUAAUAAUAAAGAAAACGAGAAAAAAAUCACAGACCAGAAAUAUUAUAUUUUUGUAUUUAAAAAUGAAAAAAAAAAUGAGAAAAAAUUUGUUGUGCAGAUUUUCACUACUUUUCGUUUAGGGUCUAAUUUAAUGUGUUUGUCUUUUUGUUUGACGUAACGUAAUUAAUCCAUUUUUUUUAAGCGUAAGACAAUUUUGUUUUGUUAGUAACAAAAGAUGAAUGAGCAAUUAAAAAUUCGUCGAAAUUUCAGAAGUUUCCAGUCAAAUACAAAAUUUAUGUUGCUUGGCAAUAAGUUGAGACAAAGAAAAGGAAAACGUGACCAAGUUUCGAGAGAAUUUUUAUUUCUGAUCAAUUUUGAAUGUAACAUUUUUUUCGAAACAUAUUUCUCGUCCAAUAUCCAUCUUAAAUCAAUUUCAAUCAGCUCAGAUAAAUCUGAACCACAAAAAAAUCACAGCUACGUUUUUAAGCGGUAUGUGAAGUUGCGUAUAGCUCUUCUGAAUCCUAACAUUUUGGAUUAGUGAAAAAUGACUGAAAAAUAGCAUACGGUCCACUGAGAAAUGUUUGAAUAAUGUGUGGAAUUACAGUCCACAGUUACCAAUUUAUAUUUUAAUUGGUAGACAAAUUCUACUCUGUUGGUAACUUUUGUGAAAUAUAAUUACCAAUAGCGCAGUAUUUGUGCACCAUUUAAAUAUAAAUUGGUAACUGUGGACUGUAAUUCCACAUAUUUUUCGAACAUUUCUCAGCCAGUGGACCGUAUGCUAUUUUAAAGUCAUUUUUUAAACCAUUUUCCACGAAUUUUUUACUCGCCCUCUCUGUAUUAAAGAGUAUUUCCAGAUCUCUGUCUGACUUACAUAAAUACUGAGUUCGAAGACAGUGUUUAACGAACAGUUUUCCUGAUUACAUUCAGCGUCAUUCGGUUCCAUUUUUCUGAGCUGAAAGAAUCGUGUUCAGUUUGAUCAAUUUUCACAAAACAAAAAAUCAGAAAAUAAAUUGGAUUGACAAAAAGUUCAAUUUAUGGACGUAAUCUUCGCGACAAUGAAUUGAUCACUUUUCGGAAGUAUCGUUUCCGAUUUUUUUUUUUUCAAAUUUUUGGUUCACUGAAAAUUCAUGCCCCAAGUUCACUUCAUUUUUGGCUGUACGUUUCCCCGGGUCGAUCAUGAAACUUUGGUGGAUUGAAAAUCUACAUGAACUGUUUACUAAUUUAAAAUAUUUUUGGUGGAGUGAAGCAAUUGAGGGGAAUGUGAUUGGCAUUGUUGAAACGGUUUCAGUUCAGUGUUGUUUUAAUUUCCCUCAAUUUAUGCCCAACGAUACACCAUAUCGCAGGAAUGCGCCCACAAACUGAAUUUUUAACAUUCUAUUUAUCGAACAAUUCAUUUGCCUGUUAGAGACAAUUUUUUUUGAAAUCAAAAUUUUUCUUUCGUCAGUCCGGUUGGAACACAUAACCAAAAAAAAAAACUAUGUUACAUUCGAAUCUCAUAUAUAGUUCGCAAUUUUCUAAAAUUAGGAUUUUUUUGUAUUUUUUAUUUUAAUUAUUUUCGUGCGCAUUCAAAACCCAUAGCUUUCCAACAUUUUUUAUAAAUUGAAGACUAAGAAAACGACGAAUUCUAUGUAAAUACUACCCCCAUUAAAAAAAAACAAGAAAAAUUUGAAAAAAAAAUCUUAAAAGAAAUGAAGUCGAUGACAUGAUUAAAACCAACAAAACAAGAAUCGGUAAACAAAUUACAAAACAAAAGGCAAAGAAAUUAUUUAAUUCGAUCUGUGAAAUGUCAUAUUUCGAUGUAAUUUAUAAAAAAAAAACUAAAAUGGAAAAAGUAUGGAACUGCAACCGUUCAAAUAUAUUAUUUGUGUACAUUUAGUUCAAAAA
Molecule: messenger RNA, 6256 nt
Organism: Bradysia coprophila
Lineage: Eukaryota; Metazoa; Arthropoda; Insecta; Diptera; Sciaridae
Gene: flfl
Product: serine/threonine-protein phosphatase 4 regulatory subunit 3 flfl
Biological process (GO): protein dephosphorylation; DNA damage response
Cellular component (GO): nucleoplasm; protein phosphatase 4 complex
Molecular function (GO): protein phosphatase activator activity
Source: RefSeq, a predicted model, not a curated record